UGCCCCCUUCUCCACCCCUUGAAUUUCCUCGUCGCCGCCCCAUUUCUUCCUUGCCACCACACACCUCGCCGCUGCAACUCCAUCCGCCGCCACACACCUCGCCGCUGCAACUCCAUCCGCCUCAGCCCAGCUGGUUCAUUUGCCUCAUCUUCCCAGUCUCCCUUAGCUUGCUACUGCAGUUUUAUCCAACCCCAUAGCCGCAUUCUCUUGCCCGUAAAGGCACUCUCAGAUUAACCUUUUGUAGAUCUCCUGGUGGAGUGAAAUCGUCUACAAAUCCGAUUUUAGCAAUGACAGAUUCACCGGGGAGUGUUAAAGAACAACUAGCAAGAUUGUUUGAUGAAUCACUUAGAGCAACAUUUCCAGAUGAGUUGGAUGUACAACCUCAGAUUGCUGUUUGCAACAAUCCCAGAUUUGGGGAUUAUCAGUGUAAUAAUGCCAUGAGCGUAUGGGCUAAAAUUAAAAGCAGGAGUAGUCAAUUCAAAGGUCCUCAACCUGUUGGACAGGCCAUUAUGCAUAAUCUACCUCAGUCAGAAGUAAUAGAAAAAUGCAGUAUUGCUGGGCCAGGUUUUGUCAAUGUAGUACUAUCCAGGCAAUGGAUUGCUCAGAGUAUCCAAAAGAUGCUAAUCUAUGGUAUUGAAACAUGGGCUCCAAAGCUUUCUGUCAAAAGGACAAUUGUUGACUUCUCAUCACCAAACAUAGCUAAAGAGAUGCAUGUUGGCCAUCUAAGAUCUACUAUUAUUGGAGACACCUUGGCCCGUAUGCUGGAGUUCUCUAACGUUGAAGUUCUUCGAAGAAAUCAUGUUGGUGACUGGGGUACACAGUUCGGUAUGCUAAUUGCAUACCUUUUUGAAAAAUUUCCGAACUGGCAAGCUGCUAGUGCUCAAGCCAUUGGUGAUUUAGAGGCAUUUUAUAAGGACUCAAAACGAAGAUUUGACAGUGAUCCUGCUUUCAAGGAGAGGGCACAAAAGGCUGUAGUCAGUCUUCAGGGUGGGGAUGAGGAGUACAGAAAGGCGUGGCUACAAAUCUGUGAAAUUAGUCGGAAAGAAUUUCAAAAGAUAUAUGAUCGGCUUGGAGUACGCUUGGAAGAGAUGGGAGAAAGCUUCUACAAUCCUAUUAUUCCUGAGGUUAUAGAACUAUUAAAUAAAAAGGGCUUGACUGAAGAAAGCGAUGGUGCUCGUGUCAUCUUCAUAGAAGGGAAAAACUAUCCACUCAUUGUUGUAAAGAGUGAUGGCGGUUACAACUAUUCUUCAACGGAUCUUGCUGCUAUAUGGUAUCGACUGAAUACAGAAAAGGCAGAGUGGAUUAUUUAUGUCACUGAUUCUGGCCAGCGAGAUCACUUUGAAAUGGUUUUUGUUGCCGCAAGACGUGCAGGUUGGCUUCCGUCUGAGGAGAAUGCAUACCCAAAAGCAAGCCAUGUGGGGUUUGGUAUGGUUUUAGGAGAAGAUGGGAAACGGUUUCGUACUCGAAGUACUGAAGUUGUAAAGUUGAUUGAUUUACUUGAUGAGGCCAAGAGCCGGUGUAAAGCAGCUCUUGUUGAAAGAGGCAAAGCAGAUGAGUGGACUGAAGAGGAGCUUGAGCAAACUGCUGAAGCAGUUGGAUACGGCGCUGUGAAAUAUGCUGACUUGAAAAACAAUAGACUGACCAAUUACACCUUCAAUUUCGAUCAGAUGCUCAACGACAAGGGCAAUACUGCUGUAUAUCUGCUGUAUGCACAUGCACGAAUCUGUUCAAUCAUCAAGAAGUCAGGAAAGGAUAUAGAGGAAUUGAUAAAGAACGAGACACUGGAUUUGGCUCAUAAAGAUGAGCGUGUGUUGGGACUCCAUUUACUCCAGUUUCCUGAGGUUGUUGAAGAAGCUUGCUCGAAUCUUUUACCAAACUUGCUGUGCGAGUAUCUAUAUAACCUAUCUGAGGACUUCACAAGAUUCUAUACAAAUUGUCAGGUGGUAGGUUCAGCUGAGGAAGCGAGUCGCCUCUUGCUAUGCGAAGCCACGGCAGUUGUCAUGAGGAAGUGCUUCCACUUGCUGGGUAUCACUCCCGUUUACAGAAUCUGAGUUUUUUUUUUUUGGGUACCUCAAACUCUCAAAGUCUUUCCAGUUGUUAUGCUAACAAGAACAGAGCCACUUAUUUGGUAUGGUCCAUGAGAUGGCACAAAACGUGUCUGUUCUAUCUCAUGCACUUUGAUUUGCAGAGAUAUGGUCUUGACGCCGAUUAUGUUGUCAAUGCGUAUUCUUAUGUGUUUUAGGUAUACUUUGUGGCCACAUUUUCCCCAAUUUAUUCUUGAGAUAUGAUAUGUUUCAUUCAAAUCAGAUUCAUUUAGUUAGACUAGAUCUAUUC
Cuscuta campestris is the source of this 2334-nucleotide messenger RNA. The record is from the annotation of a GenBank genome assembly. NCBI's taxonomy places the organism in Eukaryota, Viridiplantae, Streptophyta, Magnoliopsida, Solanales, Convolvulaceae.